UUUCACUGAUGGAGAUGAAACCUCCUAUUUCCCGAGCAAAAAUGAUUCUCAUCACAAAAGCUGCCAUUAAAGCUAUUAAGCUCUACAAGCAUGUUGUCCAGAUUGUAGAGAAGUUUAUCAAAAAGUGUAAACCAGAAUAUAAAGUCCCGGGAUUGUACGUUAUUGACUCUAUUGUUCGUCAGUCUCGUCACCAGUUUGGAACAGACAAAGAUGUUUUUGGGCCAAGAUUCUCUAAAAAUAUUACUGCCACAUUCCAGUAUUUGUAUCUCUGUCCAUCUGAAGACAAGAGUAAAAUAGUCCGUGUCUUGAACCUUUGGCAGAAAAAUGGAGUAUUUAAAAUUGAAAUAAUUCAACCUCUUCUGGAUAUGGCAGCAGGAACUAGUGCCACAGCACCAAUGACAGAAAAUGCUACUAAUAAUGAAGGUUCGCCGCCCCCUCCAGCAAAGGUUCCUUUGGAGCCCCCUCAAGUUACUGCUAACUCAGUACCUACUGUGCCACAGUUGCCCAGUUCUGAUGCCUUUGCAGCUGUAGCUCAGUUGUUUCAAACAACGCAAGGACAACAGCUUCAGCAAAUUCUUCAGACUUUUCAACAGCCUCAGAAACCCCAGUCACCGGUCAUAGAUAACACUGUGAUGGCUCAGGUUCAAGCUAUUACUGCUCAGCUGAAAACUACAGGAGCACAACCACCAGAACAAAAAGCUGCUUUCCCACCACCGGAGCAAAAAACAUCAUUUGACAAAAAGCUGCUAGAUCGGUUUGACUAUGAUGAUGAACCAGAAGCAGUGGAAGAUUCAAAGAAAGAAGACUCAGCUCCUUCUCCUUCAGUUUCUCAGCCAGCUUUGACCUCUCUCUCAUUCAGUGCACAGGCUGGAUGGUGCUCUAUACCUGGUGGGUUUCCAGGAGAAGGUAUUCAACAGCCAGUAUUUCCUCAACUCCCAAAUAUGGAUCCUUUUCAGCAGCGAAUGAUGGGCAUACAACAGGAUCCAAUGCGUCACCAGGUUCCACUUCCUCCUAAUGGGCAAAUGCCAGGUUUUGGUCUCCUGCCUACCCCGCAGUUUCCACCCAUGGCUCAGCCUGUGAUUCCACCAGCAGCACCUGUACAGCAAACCUUUCAAUCACCUUUUCCAGUACAGAGUGAAUCACACAUGCAAAAACCACAUCAGCAGGAUAUGGAAGUGGAACAGCCACCUAUUCAAGAGGGAAAACGGCAUGUUUCUGACAACAGAAAGUCAAGAUCUAGAUCUGCAUCAAGGUCACCUAAAAGGAGACGUUCGAGAUCUGGCUCCCGAUCUCGACGGUCACGUCAUCGUCGAUCUCGAUCUCGGUCCAGGGAUAGACGCCGACACUCUCCCAAGUCUCGGUCACAAGAAAGACGUGAACGUGAGAGGGAGAGAGAACGCAGGUCAAAAGGUCUUCCUCAGAUCAAGUCAGAAACUGUUAGUGUUUGUAGUACUACGCUUUGGGUAGGACAACUUGACAAAAGGACAACUCAGCAGGAUGUUGGAAGUCUUUUGGAGGAGUUUGGCCCAAUUGAAUCAAUAAAUAUGAUACCACCUAGAGGAUGUGCCUAUAUCGUAAUGGUUCACAGACAAGAUGCUUACCGUGCCCUACAAAAACUGAGCCGAGGAAACUUCAAAGUCAAUCAGAAGUCUAUAAAGAUUGCAUGGGCUUUGAAUAAAGGAAUAAAGCCAGAUUACAAGCAGUAUUGGGAUGUAGAAUUAGGUGUUACUUAUAUACCAUGGGACAAAGUGAAACCUGAAGAUCUUGAAAGUUUCUGUGAAGGAGGAAUGUUGGACAACGAAACUCUUAGUCCAGAGUGGAAGGGGAUUCCCAAGAAAUCUGAAAAUGAAGUAGCUCAAAAUGGAGGUGCAGAAGCUACACAUAAUGAACCGGUGUCACCUAUACCUAAAGCUUUACCUGUUCCAAUUCCCGUUCCCAUGCCUGCACCAAUAACAGUACCUCCUCCACAG
This is a messenger RNA of Balearica regulorum gibbericeps (East African grey crowned-crane), 1970 nucleotides long. The record is from RefSeq and is a predicted model, not a curated record. Lineage: Eukaryota; Metazoa; Chordata; Aves; Gruiformes; Gruidae.